Chaetomium globosum CBS 148.51 is the source of this 405-nucleotide messenger RNA. RefSeq lists its product as uncharacterized. Bases 1 to 405 code for a protein of 134 amino acids. NCBI's taxonomy places the organism in Eukaryota, Fungi, Ascomycota, Sordariomycetes, Sordariales, Chaetomiaceae. The transcript has a single exon. The record is from RefSeq and is a predicted model, not a curated record.
AUGCGUUUCGCCGUCGCCGCCUCUUGGUUUCUUGCCACCCUCGCUGUUGCCAGCCCAGUUCCAGUCGAUACUAUCAAGCCCGCCACCGAUGCUCUGGGGGCCCCUGGAGCUCCCGACACUGGUUCGGCUGACGUCCUGAGAACCCCCGGGACUCCUGGCACCGACUCGGUCAACACUUUGAAGACCCCUGGGGUUCCUGACACGAAUUCGGCCAAUGCCUUGGGAACUCCCGGUGUUCCUGGCACUGGUUCGGCCGACGCCCUGAAGACCCCUGGGGUUCCUGAUACCGACUCGGCCAGCGCCCUGGGAAAGCCAGAGCUUCCCGACACCGAGUCAGCAACUUCAGCUGCAGACUCGGCGGCAGCUCUCGUUGACCGCGCCUCCGGCGAUGUCCCCUGCAACUGA